AUGAAGAUUUACGUUGCUGCACCUGGCCAACACAAUUGGCCAGUGAUACCCGAUGAUGUUCAAGAUCGUCUUUUGACUUUAAUUCGUGAAGAAUUGAAUGAAGAUAAACUCAACAUUUCCCUGAAGCGUACACGGAAAAGAGCAGCAAAAUGUGUCAAACAUCCAGUUAAACAGCAUCUAGCCAUUGGUUUACGUUGUGUCAUGCGUUAUUUGAAACAAAAGCAAUGUUCCGUUGUUUUUGUUUGUACAUCUUUAGCACCAAUUAUUCUGACUAAACCGAUCUUACUUCUUUCACAAAUGAAUCCCACAGCAUCUGCUCGUCUGAAAAAUCUCUCUCCAUUAUUAACAAAGACCUUUGCUAUACCACAUUGCUCAGCGAUAGGAUUCAAAUCCUCAUGUCAAGAACAUCCGCAGUUAAAAAACCUUGUUGAUCAAAUUCUUCAGAUUCUGCAUGGUUGUGAAAAUCAACCAGAGGGAUCUUCUUCUUCAGUUACUUUUCUUCCAGGAAAAAUUCUUGCGCCCUAUCAAAACCCUAAACGAGUGCCAGCCGGAGUGCAAAAGAAGAAAAAAGGCAAAAAAUAA
Messenger RNA from Adineta ricciae, 582 nucleotides. The record is from the annotation of a GenBank genome assembly. NCBI's taxonomy places the organism in Eukaryota, Metazoa, Rotifera, Eurotatoria, Adinetida, Adinetidae.